Messenger RNA from Elaeis guineensis (African oil palm), 1221 nucleotides. RefSeq lists its product as uncharacterized. Lineage: Eukaryota; Viridiplantae; Streptophyta; Magnoliopsida; Arecales; Arecaceae. The record is from RefSeq and is a predicted model, not a curated record.
AUGGAGGUUGAGAGACCCAAGCUCAGGGAUGAGCCUCAUCUCUCUAGUGCCUACAUCCGUAGUCUUGUAAAGCAAUUGAGCUCCUCCAAAUCCAAAGCUCCUACAAAUCCAAAGUCCCCUAAUAGAGUGAUCGGAGAUGAGCUUUUGCAAGACCUCGCUAAACAAACUCAAUACAUUAGUGAAGUUCAACAACAACGGUCACCACCUCCACCACCACAACCUCAGCUACCUAAGAAACAAGUAAGAAGAAGACUCCAUACAAGUAGACCUUAUCAAGAAAGGAUACUUAAUAUGGCAGAAGCUAGAAGAGAAAUUGUGGCAGCACUCAAGUUUCAUAGAGCAGCUAUGAAACAAGCAAAUGAAGAACAACAGCAGCACCACCAACAACAAAAACAAAAUUUGAUACCAUCUUCUGCUCUCUAUUCAUCUCUGCCAACUUUGGAGGAGCCACACCAAGAGUUGAUAGAUUCUAAGAGAAAUGAUAGAUUAUAUCCACCCAAUUACAUCUAUCCUUACUACCAUCAGAAUCCCUCUUUCUCAUCCUUUCUUCACCCUUCUGUUCGGGCUUAUCCAUCAAUUCCACCACUAUCCAUUGCUGAUAAUCUAAACCUUCCUCUUCCUAACCAACCCUUAGGCCUAAAUCUCAAUAUUCAAGGCUUCAAUAAUCUUGACAUUUCUAUUAGCAACAACAAUACCAACAACCUGCCAAUCCAGCCAUUGCCAUCACCACCACCAUCAUCUUGCUCUUCUUAUUCUUAUUCUUCCCCUCCUACUAUGUCAGGUCUUGAAAUACCAUCUAUCUUGGAUGUGUCCCCAUAUACAUCUGAUGUUGUAUCAAACCCUAUCUCUACAAUAUUGCAUCCGGUGAUGGAUGAUGAGGAUAUGGCAAAGAUCCAUUCAAUUGGAGAACAGUAUGACAUGGAGUGGAAUGAUACAAUGAACUUGUUCACAUCCAUAUGGUGGAGUAAAUUCCUCAAGAACAUGGAGGGAAGCCCUAAUAAGAGGAUAACAAGAGUAAGGGAAGAUGGGUUGCAUGUGUUCGAUGAGAUUUUGGCUCCACUACCUUGGUUGAGUGAUGGCUAUUCAGGGGAUGUCAAGGACAGCUACCUCUUAUACCAACAACAACAGAUGGAUGACUACAACCCCCCAGAGGACUAUUUAAAAGAUGUAGCCUUGUCAUGCUUGGAUAUUGGAGAAAUUGAAAGUUGGGAUGCAGAAUAG